Molecule: messenger RNA, 2204 nt
Organism: Phymastichus coffea
Lineage: Eukaryota; Metazoa; Arthropoda; Insecta; Hymenoptera; Eulophidae
Product: alpha-tocopherol transfer protein-like
Exons: 6
Coding region: 445-1380 (311 amino acids)
Cellular component (GO): membrane
Molecular function (GO): phosphatidylinositol bisphosphate binding
Source: RefSeq, a predicted model, not a curated record
GUUGUCGACUGCUUACAUUAAUUGAAAUUGUGCGCAGGAAACUCACUGAUGUGAUUGUGUCAUCAUCGCCGGAUGCUUAGUAAUAAUCUUGUUUUAUUUUCAAUCUUUGCUUAUCAACGUAAUCGCGCGAGCGCUGGUUUGGAAAACUUAAAAAAAAACGAGCGAUGAAUAUACCUUCAUUAGUAGACGGAAAGUUGGCUCAACGUAUAUGCACAAUUAAUUGAUCAAUUGCAAUUCGAUUAAAUUUAUUCACCGGAAAAAUGAAGUACGACGUUUGCAUGGAUAAUUUGUCCAAUUAUCGUAGAACGCACGUUCGCAAAGAAAAUCGAGAAAUAAACGUAUACAAAAGGCGGUGCAACAUUUAUAGUCCAGCAGCAGCUCUUCGCUCUUGUAUGUGUCUGUGCGCGCGUCUGACAUCGUAACAGUGCCUACGUUUCCCUCACGAUGACCAUGAUGGAUCCGAAACAAAUAACAACAAUGUUGACCGAAAUGGAUCAGCUUCCUUCGCUCAAGCUGGGCGACUUGACAUUGGAGUUCGAGCUCUGGGAGCCCAAUGCCGAGAUUCAGGAGGUGGCCAGAAAAGAACUUCGCGAAACACCAGAAGUCCAGAAGCAAGCUGUUCAAGAUCUCAAGAACCUUCUCAAAGCUGAAACUGACUUGAAAUGCCCAUUGGACAACGACGCCUGGCUGAUUAGAUUUUUACGGCCAAGCAAAUAUUAUCCCGACUCGGCAUUGAAGCUCGUGAAGAAUUACUACAGCUUCAAAGUGAAGCACGCUAACGUGUACGAUGGUCUAAAGCCCAGCAACGAGGGAAACAUUUUCAAGCAUAAUAUACUCACGGUGCUACCCAAUCGUGACCAGCAUGGUAGGCGAAUCCUCAUUAUUGAGCUUGGCAAGAAGUGGAAACACCAGGAGGUUACCCUCGAUGAAGUUUUUAAGGGAUGCGUAUUAUACCUUGAAGCCGCAAUGCUCGAGCCAACGUCACAAAUCGCAGGAGCCAUUGUUAUCUUUGACAUGGAUGGUCUGUCCCUUCAACAAACGAUGCAAUUCACGCCGCCCUUUGCCAAACGAAUCGUCGAUUGGUUGCAAGAUGCCAUGCCCCUUAGAAUCAAAAAUAUCCACAUUGUCAACCAACCCUACAUCUUCAACAUGGUCUUUGCUCUUUUCAAGCCGUUCCUCAGGGAAAAGCUGAAGAACAGAAUCGUUUUCCACGGGAAAGAUCGCAAAUCUUUGCACAAAUAUAUUUCGCCCAAAUGCUUGCCAGAAUGCUACGGUGGAACUAUUUCAAUCCCAAGGGUAACUGGCAGCCAGUGGCUUGAACUGCUGAUGAUGUGUGACAAAGAAUACGAAGCAAUCAAUUCAUAUGGAUACAAGAAGUAGAGCUCGACCGGUGAUGUAUUUACCGACACGUCAAUGGAAUCAUCUUGUCGUCGUCGAUACUCUACGAAAAAUGUAUUCCCCAGCGUUUUUUAGAUCGCAAAACUUGCUGUAAAUACGUCUACGUGGUCGUUGAUCGGCCGAGUUUACUUAAACAAAUCUCGGGACUUCCAAGUUGAGAUCUUCAACUUCAGUAAUCAAAAUUUUGUUAAAAUCAACAACACAUGAAGUGAAUUAUCUUUUCUGUUUUAAAUACGUAAUAGAAAUAUAUAUAUAUAAUUAGUUGAAUUUUUCUUUUUUUUUAAUGAUAUUGUUAGCGAUUAUUACUAUAGUAAUACAUGAAGCAAGUUUUAGGAUAUUCGUGAUAGAGCGGAACGGUUAUUAUUGUUAUAUAUUUUAUAAUUUUUAAUAUUGUAAAUUAGGUAAGGUUUCAUCUUGUAAUUACAUAUAAUGAUUUUCAUGUUUUUUGUACACCUCUUGUAAAUGUAGUCCACGGCCCUAUAUAAAAGCAAAUAUCAACAAAAAUGCAAGUGUAUUUUCAUCUACAAUCUAUAAAAAAGCGAGAAAGCAGUGUAAUUGAAAAUAAAAAAUUUUACGUUGGUUUUAUAGUAUGCGACUUGUGAAAAUUGUCAUUGUAGCCGUGUAGUGUCGGAAAAUGGAGUAUUAGAGUGAAAAAAAUGAAUUCUUCAUGUGCGGAGAAUCGAGGCAACCCUUAAUGUCAAUUAAAAUGUGAAUUAGAUCGUGCUGUAAUGAUAUUUAUAAAUCCACAUCUCUCUUUUUUAUUACACUAUCGAAUUUACAAUAAAUAUAAAACACUGAUUCGUAAA